Messenger RNA from Trematomus bernacchii (emerald rockcod), 323 nucleotides. RefSeq names its product deoxynucleoside triphosphate triphosphohydrolase SAMHD1-like. The transcript has 3 exons. Bases 17 to 271 code for a protein of 84 amino acids. The record is from RefSeq and is a predicted model, not a curated record. Lineage: Eukaryota; Metazoa; Chordata; Actinopteri; Perciformes; Nototheniidae.
UACUUUUGACUAUGGGAUGAAGGGAAAGGACCCGAUCGAUAGUAUGGACUUCUACAGCAAGAAAGACCCUACCCAAGCAUUCAAAAUCAAGAGAGAAGAGGUGUCGAGGUUUCUCCCAGAGCACUUCUCUGAGACGCUCAUCAGGGUUUACAGCAGGAAGAUUGAACCUGAAAGUCUGGAAGCUGCCAGGGGGCACUUGACACAGUGGAUCAGAGGGAGGAAUGAACAACUUCCAGAGGAGAGACACUGUCUCCUCACACAAUUUGGAUGAAUCUGAAGUUUUGGAAAAUGGAAGUUAAACCUGAAAAAAAUCAGAAAACACU